AGCUGUUGGGGUUCAAGGGACUUCCGGGUGGUCAAAGGACCUGUCCACCCGUGUCGCCAUGAUGGUCGCAGGGAUGUGUGAGCCUGCCUACGUCAGCCUGCCCCCAGGCUUGACGCAGAUCAAUCAUCCCCAGGACACCCCAUGGAAGGUCGCAGUGGAUCCUGCGACCGUCUCCACUGUUCCGGGAGAAGAUGUCUCAGAGUCCAGUUUGUCGCAUCUGACGAACUGGCAACCCACCGAAGGAUCGCAGGGACAUCCUGAGCUUUGCCAUCGACCAUGUUUGUUUUUCGCUCGCGGCAGCUGUCAAAGCGGUGCUGAAUGCCGAUAUUGCCACCUCGACCAUUCGGACCGGCCUGCCGGAUUAGAUAAGAGUCAGCGCCAGGCAGUGAAGCAGCUCUCGCAGAAACAAUUGCUCGCGUUGCUGUUGCCACAUUUGCAGACACGCGCCGAAGAGCGAGGCUUCCUAGAGGAGGCACAGGAGAUCCUUGCUAUGGCAGGGCAAAGUGAGGAGCCAACAGCCAUCUCCAAUACCUUGCAGCGGAAGCUGCACAAGGUCUUUCGGAAAAUGAGCUUCUCCGGCAUGUUGGGCCUGAUUCGGCAGUCAAUGUCAGAAGGAGAAGCCGAAGAGCUCUCCGCCGCGACCAACCGCCUACGCAGUUGCUUGCGAAGAGCCUGAGCAUGUGGCUGUGAAGGUCCCAGGCUCGUUCCAGGUUUGAAAAAGAGAAUGGAAGGAUGGCACAGUGUCCUCGGUGACCCAAAGUGACCAAAGUGAUGUCCGGGAAUGCCUGGAAGUUUGCGAGUGUUCUGUUCUCCCGCGUUCCUUCACAAGUCACAGCAUUUGUAGUGUUUGGAUGUUUUAUGCGGGGGAACCUGUCGAAGCCAAGCAAGAAGACUGACCAGUGAAGGAGAAGG
Messenger RNA from Durusdinium trenchii, 912 nucleotides. The record is from the annotation of a GenBank genome assembly. NCBI's taxonomy places the organism in Eukaryota, Dinophyceae, Suessiales, Symbiodiniaceae.